AUGCUUGGCCAGUCAAUCUCCUUCACCCUGACCAUGAUCUACAGCAAAGCAGCACUCGUAUUAGAGAAAAAGUUUUCUAAAACUUGCGAUAACUAUCCUACUUUUGCAAGCAGGGAGAACGCGGUAGCAGACAAAAGCAUAUCACCUGAAGGAAUGGAGUUUCCAGAGGAUUUUAAUCAACUGGAACUCCUGGACACACACGGACCUCUGAUCCCCCGUGGAAGCAGCAGCCUUUGGACUGGCAGUGAGGAGGAUGAAGAGGAGGAGGAUGAAGGGGGAGAGCGACCAGAGGAGUGGUUUCUGCACAAGGAAACCUCUCUCAAAGACAAACCCCAGGAGCUGAUGUUGUGGGCCGCAGAAAACAACAGACUCUCUACUGUCAGUCGUCUCUUGGCCACUGAUGUGACGCUUGUGCACUGCAGUGAUGAAGACGGCUACUCACCGUUGCACCGCGCAGCAUAUGAGGGCCAUGUAGACGUGGCCUCUGCCCUCCUUCAGGCCGGCGCCAAAGUGAACGCUCGCACUGCGGACUGCUGGACUCCGCUGCACAGUGCCUGCCGCUGGAGCAGAGUGUCCGUGGCCAGCCUCCUCCUGCAUCACGGGGCCCUGCUCAAUGCACAGACUAAUGGAGGACUGACGCCUCUCCACUUGGCUGCUUCAAACCCAGACUCUGCUCACACACUGGAGCUGCUCUUAUCCCAGCGGCACUUGAACGCAUCGCUUCGUAGCAGCAGUGGGGAGACAGCCAGCCAGGUGGCACAUCGCAGUGGGCCCCAUCACUACCUGUUUGAAAUGGCAGACGAGUGCAACAGCGUUAUACCGUUUCAGACAUCAACUAUUUAA
This is a messenger RNA of Knipowitschia caucasica, 843 nucleotides long. The record is from the annotation of a GenBank genome assembly. NCBI's taxonomy places the organism in Eukaryota, Metazoa, Chordata, Actinopteri, Gobiiformes, Gobiidae.